This is a messenger RNA of Botrytis sinoallii, 1600 nucleotides long. RefSeq lists its product as uncharacterized. Gene Ontology annotation, molecular function: protein serine/threonine phosphatase activity. The transcript is spliced from 6 exons. Gene Ontology annotation, biological process: peptidyl-serine dephosphorylation; mitotic cell cycle. Gene Ontology annotation, cellular component: cytosol. The record is from RefSeq and is a predicted model, not a curated record. The coding region runs from base 259 to 1305 and encodes 348 amino acids. NCBI's taxonomy places the organism in Eukaryota, Fungi, Ascomycota, Leotiomycetes, Helotiales, Sclerotiniaceae.
GCGCACCGCUUCGACAACCUGAAAGCCCCUCCACAAACAUUUCUGCACGACGAACGCCCUGAAAUCUUAUGAUAAAAUUGCUUUUGCGAUUCUCAACAUAAGAUACUAGUUGAAGUUGCGCGGACCGCUUCCCGAAAGAACAACAAACUUAAAUAGCCCUUUUGACGACCAACCCGCGCGCUUGUCGUCACCAAGCUUGAGCAAUUCAAUAUCGACAACCAAAUUAACAACAAACCAUCAAAUUUAUCACACGAUAGAAUGAACACAAUGGAUACAGAUAUGGCAGAUGUAGGCAGGACGGUUGAGCCCACGGGAUUAUCUCCAGUAGCAGAACCUGCUUCAAUACCAACUCUUGAUGGGUGGAUUGAGAACUUGAUGGCGUGCAAGCAACUGGCCGAGGUCGACGUUCAGAGGCUUUGCGAUAAGGCACGAGAAGUAUUGCAAGACGAGUCGAAUGUACAGCCGGUGAAAUGCCCUGUUACUGUCUGCGGAGAUAUUCAUGGGCAAUUCCAUGAUCUGAUGGAGCUCUUCAGAAUUGGUGGACCAAACCCAGAUACCAAUUAUCUAUUUAUGGGUGAUUAUGUUGAUCGAGGUUAUUACUCAGUCGAAACUGUCACUCUUUUAGUCGCUCUAAAAAUAAGAUACCCCCAAAGAAUCACCAUCCUCCGUGGUAACCACGAAUCCCGCCAGAUCACUCAAGUUUAUGGAUUUUACGACGAGUGCCUCCGAAAAUAUGGAAAUGCAAAUGUUUGGAAGUACUUUACCGAUCUCUUCGACUACCUUCCCCUCACCGCCCUCAUCGACAACCAAAUCUUCUGUCUCCACGGAGGUCUUUCCCCCAGCAUUGACACGUUGGACAACAUCAGAGCUCUUGAUCGUAUACAAGAAGUGCCACAUGAAGGUCCUAUGUGCGACUUGCUAUGGUCGGAUCCAGAUGAUAGAUGCGGAUGGGGAAUAUCCCCUAGAGGAGCAGGUUACACUUUCGGACAAGAUAUUUCGGAGGCGUUCAACCAUAAUAACGGAUUGACCUUAGUCGCAAGGGCUCAUCAAUUGGUCAUGGAGGGAUACAAUUGGUCUCAAGAUAGAAACGUAGUUACGAUCUUCUCAGGUAUGGUGCCUUUAUCUCUUUCAGCGGUGUCGGAUGCUAACCAUAAAACAGCCCCCAAUUACUGCUACAGAUGUGGUAACCAAGCAGCAAUCAUGGAGAUUGAUGAGCACCUUAAAUAUACUUUCCUACAAUUUGAUCCAUGCCCAAGAGCUGGAGAGCCAAUGGUAUCACGUCGUACUCCCGAUUACUUCCUCUAGAUAUACAGAUGGAGCGACAUAAGACGAAACACUUUGAUAUGCGAUAUUGCGUUACAAUGAUUGGGACAGAAGCAAUGAACAUUCUGUUUUCUGUAUGUGAGGUUCUAUGGCAUCCUUUGGGAAUAGCAUUCUAAUUGGUAUUGCCUACGAAUAAUACAUUGGUGGCCUAAUCCGGAAUUCAUCCAACUUUUGUAGACUUGCAUUAGACUACUUAUUAUACCAAAAUGCAAAAAAGCAGUUGAGGAUAUUUUCUUUGAAGGGGGAUACCAGCGUCGUGAAUAUACAUUCCUAUUAU